Messenger RNA from Haliotis rufescens (red abalone), 3675 nucleotides. RefSeq lists its product as uncharacterized. The record is from RefSeq and is a predicted model, not a curated record. Bases 169 to 2229 code for a protein of 686 amino acids. NCBI's taxonomy places the organism in Eukaryota, Metazoa, Mollusca, Gastropoda, Lepetellida, Haliotidae. The transcript is spliced from 4 exons.
AUUGGGUUAUUCCCCGAGAAUUGUUGAAUGUGGGAAAACCAGUCGCUUGUUGGAAAUCUGGAUUUCAAGGAAAUCGUAGCAGCGUCUGAUAUAAAGUCCUCGGAUGUGUUUCACGUGACAUUUCUCAUCUUCCUCGCUUCACAACAGACCUGACUUGAGUGAGGCAUCAUGGCGGAUGUCAGCAAGAAGACGAUUGCGAAGGCAGAGAAGGACCUAAUGAGCCCAAAAGAUACGAAGGAGGACAUGAUGUUGGUCCUCGGGCCUCACAUGAACUGGCAGGAGAUGCUGUGUCCUGCCCCUCUCUCGGUGUGUCUCCUGGGGCAACUGGUCCUCGUCACGCUGGACAAGGACGUGUCUCUUGUGUCGGAACACAUGACUAGAGAUCGCUUCAAACACACCGAGUACCCGGAGUCUCUGCGGACCAGCAUCCUUCAAGUUGCUGAUGAGGGAUGGAAUGCUUUCAACCUGGCCAACAAAAACAUGGAUCAAAUUCGGCUGCUGACACUGCAGAUUCCUCAACACGUCAAGAACGCAGUCAAGUACAUUGUCAAUGGAUCCGAAAUGGAAGUGCGCCAUCUAGUUCCUGAUUACUUAGCUAACAUUAAACGCAUUACUGACACAUGCGUUGUACGGGCUGAAGAAGUGGAGACACGAUUUUGUACUAUCAUGGCUUUGAUAGGAGAACUACAGAAAGCAUGCACAUUUGCCGAAGGUCACUAUUCUGAGAAACUGCUCAAAGCUGAAAAGGAUCAUGAGGUGAAGACAUUGAGAAUGAAGUCAUUAGAAGAAAGAAAGAAGCUCGCAGAAGAGGAGUACAAUGAAUUACGCGACCAGUUUAAAAAGACCACCGAAUCGUAUCAAAAAGCCAUGGACUCUAUGCCAUCUGGUUGGAGCAUGAUCGGUAUGGACUUCGUGGAAGGGCUGGCUAAAUGCACACUUGGUGUCUUCCAGUCAGUCACCAAUGCUGUUACAAGGAAGUCCACGAAAAAUGACAAAGCCUCCAAAGACAAGCAGGUGCAGAAAGAUGAAGACAAGGAAGCUCUUCUGAUGCUGGAACUCCCACAGCUAUCACUUUGUGUGAAGACUCUCGUAACCAAUUUUGAUCAGAUUAUGCAGGGAAUGGAAGUGGAUCCUCUCUUGAUGGUCGAGGCAACCUUUCAGGAUAUUGUUCAGACUUUGAAGUCCUACUCGGGAGUUUGUAAGCAGAAAGUAAACGCCAUUGUAGAUGACGGGUAUCAACUCAUCAAGAUAAUGAAGACUGCUAGUAAGCAGCUUACCAAGGACCAAUCACAAGAAAAAGAUGCGAAGCGUAUUGCAGGAAGGCUGGAAGGAAAUAUGAAAGCACUGGAGACAUUCUGUUCACAUGCAUUUGGACAGUCGGUGCAAACACCAACACCCAUGAUGUCCACUAAAGAGCAGGAGAGUUCCAGUUCAGCUUCAGCAAGAUAUAGUGAACAGUGUAGAUUCAAAGUUGAACAACAUGCCUCUUCUCUUGAAUCAAUCAGAGAGGACUUCAAGAGCAAAAGCAAAUCAUUACAGGAAACCAAUGCCCAUGUGACGUCAGUCAUUGAAGAACUUGCACACAUUAAUCUUGACAAGGUCAACUUUGGUGAAAUAAAACAGUUGUUGCAGAGAGGUAUCAACGCUCUUGGACAGGUUCGAACACAGUGGGGAAAGUUGGUGAGAUUUUUCACAACAAUUUCAAACAUCAUCAGAUGCUCCAUGGAUGAAAAUGUGAAGAAUUUCGUCCAGGGCGCCGAGCGAGGGGCAGAGUUUCGUCUUGAGUACACGAUGUCCGACAUGAUGAGGGACACAAUCUAUGUCCAAGCAUCUGAAGCCAACAAGCUAUCGUACAUGGUGAACAACUUGGCAGAGAUGUAUGUUGAAGUGUCCGAGAAGCAUCUGAUGGAUCAAGUGGCUAGUCUUGGAGAGCUGCUUGCAUUGGGUGGAGAGAACGACAAAGGCGCCGUCACCCUAAAGAUGACCCAGUUGAAGAGACAGGCAAAGGACGCCACGGUGUCGAUUGGUUUGAUUGUUGCCCAGAAACAGCUGGAGUUCGACACAAAGGUGCAGAGGAGGAUAGAAAGGAUUCAAAGGGAGAUGAAAGCCGUCUUACCUCCUCCUCCGCCAGAAGAUCCAACGAUCAAACAGCAGAAGAAAGAAGCAAUUGAAGAAGCUGAGAAGUUCAAGGCAGAACACAAGGUGGUGGAUGAAGAUGAUUGGGCGUGAUCUCCUCCUUUAAACCCCAUAUAGUUUUGAGGAUGGUUGGGUAGCCUCGUCACGCGGAAUACCCGUGUUCAAUGGAUAUGUUGAGGUCUAUUUCUACUGCCACGUGCUUGAUAUUUUUUUUAUGAAAUGUACUAAUGAAGUCAAAAUCCCUUACAAUCAAACACUGUUGUGUCCAACUUUAAUGUGUCGAACUUAUGGUUGUCUUGAAGUAAAAGCUUGGCUGCUGGGUAUUUUUUCUUUAUUUACUCGAUGUAUAUUCGUGGGUCCCUUCAACUUCGACCCAAGGGUGUUUGACUAAAUUUAAAUAUGGAUUUUUUGGUUUAGUAUAAAGUCACAUACGUUGUUUAUUGUAUAAUAUUGACAUUAUCCACUUUUCUGUUCAUCUUGCACCAGCCCCUGAGUCUUUUUGUCUCAAUUUUCAAGAACGAUCUAUGUUCUAAGAUGUAUGUUCUACAGGCUCACUUAAAAUGAUGUUUUCUUUACUUGGAUAUUUUCAACCUUGAGUUUAUGUUUUUUUCAUUUGACGCUCGAAAAACGUUUGGAGGAAUAUCACACUCAUUAGAUAUUCAAAAGUUUAAAAUGCAAAAACUGUUAACUAAAGUCUUCAGUGUACAAAUAUACACGUUCAGCUGUUAAUGUUUACAUCUGUAUCACCUCCUGAUGAUUCUGGUCCCCCAUCACCUUUGCUUGCCGUAAAGGACGCAGAUGGAGGAGGAUUGGGUGGGACAAUGUGCUACACAGGUGAUUAGGUUUUGUUUGUUUGUUUGUUUGUUGUUUAACGUCGCACUCAGCAAUAUUCCAGCUAUAGGACGGCGGUCUGUAAAUAAUCGAGUCUGGACCACACAAUCCAGUCAUUGACAUCGGAAGCAUCGAUCCACGCAAUUGGGAUACGAUGACAUGCAUCAAACAAGUCAGCGAGCCUGAGGUGAUUAGGUGUAUUGUACCCGGAGAUGUGCACGAUUACGUUUUAACCACUGACUUGCCUGGAUCAGAUUUGAUAAUUCACAACAAUGAUAUUACUUUAGUAUUAACACACCUUGUAUAAUCCUGUUUUCAAAUACAAUUAUUUCGUUGCGAUUAUAUACUUGAGGAAACGCUUUUGAGUAUUAAACAUUAGUAAUGUUAAAGAACAUCGCUCUUCAUAUUUGCUGUUAUUUACCUCUGUGGAGGUCCGUAACUUUAAAUCCAUAUACUUAAGAACAAUGUUUUUCAUAAUAGAGGUACAUACUCAUGUGUAUUGUACUGUAUAUAAUGUUCAUCCAUUGACAAAACAUCAUGUAUAACCAGGGUUUGUAUUAAAGCUCCUUCUUUGUGAUUAUGUACUUGAGGAAACGGUUUUAUGAAUGGUUAAUUAUUGUUACAGAUUGAAAACUAAUUACAAUGUUUUUGUUGUGAAAAUAUUGGAAAUGUGGAAUUCUAUUUGGAAUAAACUUCUCUUUUUGAAAA